CAGAUGGCCAGUAGGCAAUUUAAACGCAGACAAGUAACAUGCAUUUUGUGCAGGUUAUUGAAAGUGCUACAAACGUAGAAAGUGACACGACUUGCAUAGUGAAGGCUUUACCUGCGCCUCUGGCUACAAAUUUGGAAGAAGCUCUCCAUAACUUAAAGAUAAACUUUAGCCGGCGAUGUCCAGAUCGUAUAGAAGCUGAAACUAAUGGUAUUACGAUUCUGAACAUCUUGGGCGGAGUCGAGUACAAUGUCUACGGACAAUCGAUGGCAAUGGAAGAAUCGAAUAUAGGAGGAAGGACCGUUAGAGUUCAAAAACUCGUUUGGACCAUGGGAAAAACAAACUCAAUAUCAAAUUAAAAUAACUUGUAUUGAAUAAAAUAUAACAUUGAA
This is a messenger RNA of Cydia amplana, 389 nucleotides long. RefSeq lists its product as uncharacterized. The record is from RefSeq and is a predicted model, not a curated record. Bases 39 to 356 code for a protein of 105 amino acids. The transcript is spliced from 3 exons. NCBI's taxonomy places the organism in Eukaryota, Metazoa, Arthropoda, Insecta, Lepidoptera, Tortricidae.